AAUGCAGCAAGCAUGUUUUGCUAAAAGGGAAGUGAUCCUCCAAGAUUAAUUAAAUGGGAUAAUAUGUAAUUUAGUUAUUCUUUUUGUCAAGAUUGAACUUUUGAAGGAAUUUGCGUAAUGCUACUAAAUUUAUUGAGAGAUCUUUUUUGUUUUUAUGAAGGAAAUUGGCUUGAGUGAUAGUUACACGCCCAUGCGAAGAAUGAUGCAUACCCGUUACAUAUACCAAACAAUUACUUCUAUCUAGAUUCCCAACUCUUAGCCAAAAAUAUAUAGGGCAAGAAUUCCUCCUCAACAAAACAUCUCAUCAAAUAUUCCUGAAUGUUCCAUAAAUAUUACAGAAGGGGUUAAUGGCUGAGGUGCGAAACCGAAAUGGUUGGCAUAAAAGCAUAAAAAUGAACUACUGCUGCAUCCCUAACAGAACAGUAGACUUAGAGUUUGACUUGUUUCUCCCAUACUCUUUUAAGUCUUAACCGAGGACCCGUAACAAACUCUAUUGUUUUAUUUUAAAUUUUCAAAGUUCUUGCAGAAUCCAACUAGGAAUCUUCCCAAUCAAAUUUGUAAAGAUUAUAGAAACCAUCAGAGAAAAUCUUUCAUUCGAAGAUGGGCUUUUGGUCUUCUUCUCUUCUGGGGAUUCCACUCGCUGUUGCUCUCAUUUCUUUUCUGUUCUUCAGGAUUCUUAAUCACCCUUUCAGCUUCAGCUCCUUGUACUCUGCCACACAAGCUCAGAGACUUUUCAGUGCAGAGGAGCUGUCUGUUUACAAUGGUACUGAUCCUGAGCUGCCCAUAUUUCUUGGAAUUCUUGGUUCAGUGUUUGAUGUAACUAGAGGAAAGAGUCACUAUGGUGCUGGAGGGGGCUACAACCACUUUGCUGGGAGGGAUGCUUCUCGGGCAUUUGUUUCUGGAAAUUUUACAGGAGAUGGGCUCACGGACUCCUUGCUUGGUCUAUCCAGUACUGAGGUGAAAAGCAUUGUUGAAUGGAGAGAUUUCUACACGAGAACUUAUAUAUACACUGGUAAGUUGGUCGGUCGCUACUAUGAUAAGGAGGGCAACCCAACUAAGUACUUAAAAGGGGUUGAGGCAAAGGCUGCUAGAGGAGCUCAGCUCCUGGAGAAACAGAAAAUUGAAGAAGCUAAAGUACCAGGAUGCAAUUCGCGGUGGAGUCAAGAUGAAGGCUCAGAGGUUUGGUGUGAUGAUGGCUUUCCCCGGCUAGUAAAGCGGCCAAUAGAAAUAGCUUUGACUGGGAAAAUGAGCAAACGAUGUGCGUGUUACAAAGAAGAUGAACUUAAACUGGAAGGAUUAGAAGUUUAUGAAGGGUGUGAUUAUUAUGCAAAGAAAUGUAGAUUGAAACCCUAAAUCUGAAACAGUUUGUACAUACAUAGUUAUGCAGCACCCGUAGAGGAUGAUUUCCUCUACCACACUCACACCUGGAACCAUUUGAUGCGAGAGUUUAUUUGUAUGUGUCUUGUAAUCCACAUUUAUUUCCUUGACCGAAUCAUGAUUUUAGGAGAUGGAUGGUGAAUUACGUGGCUUGUUCAGAUGCUGAGAAAUGGAGUUUUGAAAUGUUUUUGAAUGAUGGGAUGUUGGUUUGGUCACUUGGACUUUGGUACUUUCUUGAAGAGGUUGAUGAAUGUUAGAGCCUCUCUCCUCCAUAUUCUCCUAGCACAACAUGAUGUUAACACCGAAAAAUGCUAAAAUGUUGAACUAAUUCUAUCAAUAAAAAUUGACAGCUUACACCAAAAAAAAGAAAAAAAAAUGUAAAAUUAUUAGUAUAAGUAUAUACAACAGAGUAAGUACUGUACUACUUCUUGCAAUCCUUAUUAUGAGG
Oldenlandia corymbosa var. corymbosa is the source of this 1825-nucleotide messenger RNA. The record is from the annotation of a GenBank genome assembly. Lineage: Eukaryota; Viridiplantae; Streptophyta; Magnoliopsida; Gentianales; Rubiaceae.